Molecule: messenger RNA, 1334 nt
Organism: Spea bombifrons (plains spadefoot toad)
Lineage: Eukaryota; Metazoa; Chordata; Amphibia; Anura; Pelobatidae
Gene: HAO1
Product: hydroxyacid oxidase 1
Exons: 8
Coding region: 56-1165 (369 amino acids)
Molecular function (GO): FMN binding; oxidoreductase activity
Source: RefSeq, a predicted model, not a curated record
CUUAGUUGGUGUGUAACAGAACUCUGAAAAGACGCAGUUUGAGCGCCACUUUAAAAUGUCAGAAAAACUCAUAACAGUUGAUGAUUUUGAACAAUAUGCCAAAACUUUCCUGAAAAAAUCCGUAUUUGAUUAUUACUGGUCAGGAGCCGACGAUCAGCAGACCUUACUUGACAAUGUAGCGGCAUUUUCGAGAUGGAGGUUGUACCCCCGUGUUUUGAGAGAUGUUUCUGUGACUGAUCUAUCAACAACUAUAUUGGGGCAAAGAGUCAGCAUGCCAAUAUGUGUUGGGGCCACAGCAAUGCAGCGGAUGGCUCAUCCUGACGGGGAAACGGCAACUGUGAAGGCCUGCAGAUCCCUUGGUGUUGGAAUGAUGUUGAGCUCUUGGGCCACAUCGUCGAUCGAGGAAGUAGCUGAGGCUGCUCCAGACAGCCUACGUUGGAUGCAACUGUAUAUCUACAAGGAUCGGAACCUUACCAGGACACUUGUGCAGAGGGCUGAGAGAUCUGGAUAUAAAGGAAUAUUUUUAACUGUGGAUACCCCUUACUUGGGUAGACGUCUUGAAGAUGUGCGCAACAAAUUCCAAUUACCACCUCAUCUAAGGAUGAAAAACUUUGAUUCUGAAGAUUUGGCAUUUUCGUCCAAGAAGGCCUAUGGCGAUAAUAGCGGAUUAGCUGUGUAUGUAGCACAGGCUAUUGAUGCUUCUAUAAAGUGGGAUGACAUUGAAUGGCUGAAAGGAAUAACAUCACUCCCAAUUGUUGUCAAAGGCAUUUUACGAGCUGAAGAUGCUAUGGAAGCCGUUAAGCGUGGAGUAAGUGGCAUAUUAGUGUCUAAUCAUGGAGCUCGUCAGUUAGAUGGUGUUCCUGCUACGAUUGAUGUUUUGUCAGAAAUCGUUGAAGCAGUAGAUGGAAAGGUAGAAGUAUAUCUAGAUGGAGGGAUAAGGAAAGGCACUGAUGUCCUUAAAGCCUUGGCCCUUGGUGCCAGAGCGGUUUUUGUUGGCCGACCUGCGCUUUGGGGCCUAGCAUAUAAAGGCGAAGAGGGAGUGAAAGAGGUUCUUAAUAUACUCAUGGAGGAAUUUCAAUUGGCAAUGUCUCUAGCAGGUUGUUGCAACGUGAAUGAAAUAAAGAGAUCUCUAGUACGUGAGGAUCGAUUUUCAUCUAAAAUGUAGUACAUGAAGCUUAAUAUGUAAUCAAAAAUUAAAUUGACUCAGGUUUUUAUGUGUGAAUUAGAUCUAUAUAUUUUUCUAAUACUUGGAAUGACUUGUACUGAUGUGAUAUAGUGUGGUUUAAUAAAACCUGAACACUAUUUAUGGUAAAAAUAAAGCAGACUUUCUUCUU